This is a messenger RNA of Bursaphelenchus okinawaensis, 857 nucleotides long. The record is from the annotation of a GenBank genome assembly. Lineage: Eukaryota; Metazoa; Nematoda; Chromadorea; Rhabditida; Aphelenchoididae.
AUGAGUUACAGCUACCUCUUUAAGAUCGUGGUCGUGGGGGAUCAUAACUGCGGCAAGUCUUGUAUUCUGUUGCGGUUCGCCGAAAACACAUUUCGUCAAGAUCAUAUCAGCACGCUCGGAGUCGAUUUCAAGCUACAGACUAUCAAGUUGGGCAGAGACAAGGUCAGGUUAGAGCUAUGGGACACGGCAGGCAUGGAACGUUACAGGUAAUGAGUCCAACCACUUAUCAGUAUUCUGUUUUUAGGACCAUUUACAACUCGUACUACCACUCGGCUCAUGGGAUCAUGUGCGUGUAUGAUUUGACAAAUGAAAAAUCAUUCGAGAAUCUUGAGACGUACUGGCUCCGAGAGAUCCGCAAGUACGCUCCUCAGAAUGCUGUACUCUUACUUGUGGGUAACAAAGCAGAUAUGGAGAGCGAGCGGAAGGUCGACUUCGACCGAGCUGAAAGGUAAUUACUUAAAGUUUGUUUUCGCAAACAAGAUUAUAAUUAACUAAAAGCUCUGAUUCAUAGUAACAAGCACAAGAGUCUUGACAUUCACACUUCAUGGUGACAUACAAACAAAAAAUAAUCUUAUUUGGACGCGCAUUUUAGACUAGCUAAACAGAUUGGAGUCUCGUUGUACGAAGUGAGUGCCAAAACUGGCAUCAACAUCGACGAAGCCUUCCACGAUCUGGCUAGUACCAUGCGAGAACGUCUGCUGGCACAGAGUAUGAAUGGUACUGACUCAGACGACUCUGACCAAUUAUCUUCUGCCUUUCACGUUAAUGGUGUCAUUACAGCAGACGAGAAGCUGCUCAACGGUACUUUGCCGUCUAUCCGAUGUUGUGGGUCCAAUCCGUCCCCAACUUUUGUCUAA